This is a messenger RNA of Rhizoctonia solani, 441 nucleotides long. RefSeq lists its product as uncharacterized. Lineage: Eukaryota; Fungi; Basidiomycota; Agaricomycetes; Cantharellales; Ceratobasidiaceae. Bases 1 to 441 code for a protein of 146 amino acids. The transcript has 4 exons. The record is from RefSeq and is a predicted model, not a curated record.
AUGUCUGUUAAAUCCGUCAAAGCUCUCUAUCAUACCGUCAACUGGGAAGAGAAACCAAUCACCGAAGAGAACGCGCCCCUUAAGAUUACACGCGUUCGUACGGAACGCAAGUUUUCUGGUGCUUUGACGGGUACUGGUAUUGCCGAAUAUAUUAUCAACUAUCACCCUGGCACAGAGUGCGACUCUCAUGGAGGGAUGCCCACUAGCUCGUACACCGGAAUUUGUCAUUUCAAGGGCUCCUUCGAAGGUAGUCCCGAAGGCGAAGUAGUCUUCCUCGUCGAAAACGGCAAGUUUACCGGAACUGCCGAAGCUGAUUGGAUCAUCGAUGAGAAGACGGCUAUUGGUGGGCUGAAGGGCUUAAAGGGGAAGGGUGGAUAUAGGCACGAUGUUAGUGCCAAAUGCGAGGAUGGGACAAACGUUUGGUUCGAGUAUACGCUUUGA